GAGAGAGAGAGAGAGAGAGAGAGCCCUACAAACAGAACACAUGCUUGACUGUGACUGUGCUCACUGUGUUUUUAUACUCACAUAGGAACAGCUUUACGUAUGGAUUGUGUAACGUUAAGUGUGUGCAGCUGUGAAACCCCACAGGGGGACACUGUAAAUGUAUAUAGCGAUGAUAUUGUUUGUUUUAAACCAACCCUGAAUAAAGAGGGCGGAGCCUCUGCUGCCCUUUGACCUUUCGCACAGGUUUCUGUUUUCAUGUUGACUGUGACUGUGUGGUGUGAAUGAAACAUUGUCUUGUAUCUUUGUGUGUGUGUCUGUGUGGUGUGAUAGCAGUGAGUGGGCUUUUCCUGUUGUUUUUAUGAUCAACAUGUGUGAACGUUAGAUAAUCCUGAUGUGUAGGUGGAACCGUAGCUCCUCCCGUCAGUGUGUGAAUGAUGUCAUGUAGUGUUAAAGAGCUUUGAGCGGUCAGAAGACUAGAAAAGAGCUCUACAAGUACAGCUCUGUGCCAUGAGGUCCUCUUCCCUCCUCCUCCUCCUCUUCCUCACCUUCCUGGUGGGUGUGUGUGAGGUUCAAGGAGCCUCAGAUUUUCGAAUCUGUGCCUUCAACCUCCAUCACUUUGGGGACUCCAAGUCCAAGAAGAGCAAUGUCAUGCACACCCUCACCAGGAUCAUCGCUCGCUGUGAUGUGUGUUUGCUUCAGGAAGUGAGAGACACACAAGGGAAAGCUGUACCACUGCUGCUCAGCCGCCUGAACAGGUAUGACGCUCAACACGACUAUAAAGCAGUGGCCAGUGAGAGACUGGGCAGGUCUUCCUCGUACCAGGAGCAGUAUGUGUUUGUUUACAGGACUGACACAGCGACUCUCACUGGCCAGUAUCAGUACCCAGAUGAUCGACCAGGAGAUGUUGACGCUUUCUCCAGAGAGCCUUUUGUUGUCCGCUUCAAAGCCCCCAAGACAGAUAUAAAGGAGUUUGUCCUCAUACCUCAGCACACCACUCCAACCAACACCACUAAAGAGCUGGACGCACUGUAUGACGUAUUGGAACAGGUGAAGACGAUGUGGAAAACUCAGAAUGUGAUGCUUCUCGGGGACUUCAAUGCUGAUUGCGGCUACCUCGCUAAGAAGAACAGGAAGAAAGUGCGCCUGAUUACAGGGAAGAGCCUCUACUGGCUCAUUCCAGAAAAGACCGACACCACUGUGCGAUUGAGUACCUCCUGCACCUACGACAGGAUCGUUGUGCAUGGGGAAAGGUUUGCCAGGGCAAUUGUGCCCCUUUCAGCCAGCCCAUUUAACUUCCAGCUGGAAUACCGACUCACAGAGGAACAGGCGCUGGAGGUUAGUGACCAUUACCCUGUGGAGGUCCUGCUGAAGGACAACGCAUACAACGUCUCCUUUAAUGCUGCCACUUCCAUGUCCCUUUAUUUGUUCCUCCUCAGCCACUUUUUCUUCUAGAUGUUGACAUGGUAGUUAUUAUUAUCAAUCUCAGGACAUCCUCAGAAAGGCAUCCGUCAAGAAUUCUAAUAAUUCCCCAAUGUGUAGAUUCCAACUUUACAAAUAUCACUGAUUACACUCCACAAGAAUGGGUCUCCAUGUUAGGUUCAGGGUCAGGAAAAACAACAGAAAAUUACACAACUGUUGAUAUUUACCAAUAUGUAGCUCACACAAUAAUAACCUCAUGUGUAUAUGCGGGAGUAUGAUUUAAGUGUAAAGGUUCUCCAUAUGACCAGCAUUAAUAUAGCAGCCAACAACUGUUAUCUAUAUAAAAAUAUAGUGAUGUCAUGUCUACAUGAGCAGAGAAUGAUGUCCCUCUCCCUCCCUGUGUGUUAUAAUCCCAGCUUCUUAUCUCUGUUAUCUCUGUUUGUGUGCCCCACUGGCUCUGCACUGCCACUCUUUCAGCAGUUACAGCUGAUGAUGCUGUUCCGACCGACAGCAACGUCGUGGAAGCAUAUAGAACAUACCCUUGCAUCGUUAGCACUGUUAGCUACGAGCUGUUGCAAUGUUGAGAGCCGUGUGGAGGCAAUCCUCUCAUAGAUUCGCACUGAAUUCCAUAUCUAGCUCCUUUUAAAAUUGUGCUUCACUGCACUGCAGAGAAAACAGUACAUAUGGUUGUCGAUGAAUUGUUUCCUCAAAUGAGUAAUCUGUUAACUUAAUGUAGUUGAUUUGCUCCCUCAGUUGUCCCCUUUUAUUCAUCUUCCUAAAUAGAGUGCUGUGAGGAUGACAUAUUGUUGUAGGCAAACCAUGGGGGAAAAAAAAAUGUCAUAGACAUUUUUGAUUAUAAAGAAGUCCAAUAAUCAGAAGCCAAACCAUGAAAUGUGUUUUGUUUGUACUCUCAUCCUCUUUCUUCUUCCUUCUUUUUCUCCCCAUUCUGAUUUUCAUAAAUUGUAUUAUACUAUUCUCUCAUUCUCUGUUUGGAGCAAAGAGUUAUUCCUAAAGUUCUCUUUUCUCUGAUCACUUUGACAUUUUGCACAAAAAAACCCAUUAUAUUGUGGAACUGCGAAAAGGGAAGGAAGCAACAAGUUCCUGCUGUAACCUGAACACCUGGUUGAUCAUAAUGCCCGCCGUCUCCCGGGCAGAGGGGAGCUUGGGCAGAGCGAGGAAGUGGGCAGCUUUGGAGGAGCGGUCUACCACCGUGACGAUGACCGUGUUCCCCUGCGAGGGUGGCAGGCCUGUGACGAAGUCCAAGGCGAUGUGAGACCAGGGACGAUGUGGCACCGGGAGUGGUUGCAGUAGGCUGGAAGAGGGUCGAUGUGAUGACUUGUUGCGGGAACAGGUAGAGCAGGCCAGGACAAAUGCUCUGGUGUCUGCCUCCAGCGACUUCCACCAAAAAGUCUGCCAGAGCAUGUCGAUGUUACGCCUGAUGCCCGUGUUACAGGAGAAACGAGGGUUAUGAGCCCAUUGGAGCAUUUGGGAGCGUACAGGCGGGGGAACAAAGAGGUGGCCGGGAGGCCCGUCUCCGGGGACAGGAGACAGGGAGAGUGAUCCUCGGGGGAGAACUGGCGAGAGAGCGUCAGGUUUAGUAUUUUUGUGGCCCGGACAGUAGGAGAUGGAGAAGUCGAAACGUCCAAAGAAUACAACCACCGCGCUUGGCGGGAGUUUAACCUCUUGACCGUCCGGAUGUACUCCAAAUUGACAACAUGGUCUACGGUGGAGGUGAUACUCGUGAGGGGGGCUGCAAGCUUGCUGUAGUUCCUGAUAAAACGGUGGUAGAAGUUUGCGAAGCCCAGGAACUGCUGGAGCUGUUUCAUAGAGGAGGGGGUCGUCCACUCCGUUACCGCCUUGACCUUCUCCGGAUUAGCCCUUACCUGACCCGUCUCAAUGAUUAACCCCAGGAACCGAACAGAGGUUACGUGGAACUCACAUUUCUCUGCUUUAACAAACAGCUUGUUCUCCAGUAGGCGCUCAACUUCAAUCUUCUUUCCAGGAUGAUCUGAAGGGCUUAAAGAUGAUACAACAGACUUUUCACUGCUUCUCACUUGACGUUAUGUGGACCCCAAUAAACGCACACUUUCUGUGUUUUGUUAUGUUA
Messenger RNA from Cyclopterus lumpus (lumpfish), 3526 nucleotides. RefSeq names its product deoxyribonuclease I-like 1 (gene dnase1l1). Gene Ontology annotation, biological process: DNA catabolic process. The transcript has 9 exons. NCBI's taxonomy places the organism in Eukaryota, Metazoa, Chordata, Actinopteri, Perciformes, Cyclopteridae. The record is from RefSeq and is a predicted model, not a curated record. Gene Ontology annotation, cellular component: nucleus. The coding region runs from base 508 to 1452 and encodes 314 amino acids. Gene Ontology annotation, molecular function: DNA nuclease activity.